CAUAUAAUAGUUAAUAUGACAGCAGACAAAAGUUCAACAGAAGCAAGUGAGGGGGAUGCCAUUAAAGUGUUUGUGAGAAUUCGCCCCCCUGAUUCCUACGACAAUGACCGUGGUUGUCAGCCUUGUGUGUCUGUCAAUGACAGCAAGACGGCAGUUAUUGUUCAAAGCAAACCAGAUCCAAAAACAUAUACAUUUGAUCAUGUUGCAGAUUAUCAAGAUACACAGGAGUCGGUUUUCACCAUCAUGGGUAAGAAAAUAAUUGAGAGCUGCGUAACAGGGUAUAAUGGAACCAUAUUUGCCUAUGGCCAAACAGGGAGUGGGAAAACAUACAGCAUGAUAGGUCCAUCAGAUGAUGUAGACAAUUUCCAGCAUGACCUAAGGGGAGUCACUCCAAGAAGUUUUGAAUAUUUGUUCAAUUUGAUUAGUGAAAAACAGGAAAAUGGAUCAGAAUUCCUUUUGAAAUGCUCAUUCCUGGAGAUCUACAAUGAGCAGAUAUAUGACCUUAUGGAACCCUCCACAAUGACCCUUCACCUGCGGGAGAAUAUGAAGAAAGGUGUAUUUGUGGAUAGACUUACUGAGAUCUCAGUAACUACGGCACUUGAAGCCUACGAGGUUUUAACAUCUGGUUGGAUCAAUAGGCGAGUAGCAUCUACUUCAAUGAAUAGAGAGAGUUCCAGGAGCCAUGCUGUGUUCACCAUUCAAAUUGAAUCAAAGCAACCUCAAGGAAAAGGAGUAAAAAAUUUGAAGGAGUCUCAGUUGAAUUUAGUUGAUUUGGCUGGGAGUGAGAGGCAGAAGGAUACUAAUGCAGUAGGACAGAGAUUAAAGGAGGCCGGAAGUAUCAACAGGAGUCUGUCUAUACUGGGGAAUGUCAUCAUGUCUCUGGUCGACAUCGCUCACGGUAAAUCUCGACACAUUCCCUACAGAGAUUCCAGGCUAACCUUCCUACUCAGGGAUUCUCUUGGAGGCAAUGCUAAAACACAUAUCAUCGCUUGUAUCCAUCCAGGUUCCAAAUCCUUUGGGGAAACACUUUCAACUCUACAUUUUGCAAGGAGAGCAAAAAUGAUUAAAAACAAGGCUGUUGUGAAUGAGGACACUCAGGGAAAUGUCAUUUCUUUACAACAAGAAAUCAAGCGUCUCAAGGAACAACUCUCUGCUUUCAUGAACGGAAAUCUUUCAGCUCAAGUGAUACCUACAGCAGCACCAUCAGCAGCACCUAGUUCUGUAACAGAUUCUGAAUGGAGAGAGAGAUUUGUCAGCUGUAUGCUGUUUAGGGAAAAGGCUGAUCAACAAAAUCAGAUUUUACAAGAGAGAAUAGAACAGCUACAGGAUCUAUGUAAUAAAAAGGACAAAUGUCUACAGAGCAGUAAAAUGAUUGUGAAAUUCAGGGACAACAACAUUUCACGACUGGAGAAGAUAGUGAAAGAAAAACAUGACGUCCAACCUGCCCUGCAACAGACCAUUGAAGACUUGAGAGCAGAGGUAGAGACUUUAAAAUAUCAAAUAGAACACAAUCCAAAGAUCUCCAAAUAUGCAGCAGACAUACAGCACUUAAAGAAUGAACUGAAACUCGCCAGGUCUCAGAGAGCUGACUCGCAGCAACUGGACAAUAAGAAAAUGGAGGAGUUGGAGCAGCUGUAUAGAAAACUGGUGGAGGAACAGAGGGUUGAGGAAAAUUUCGGAACUCAAACUCCUAAGCUCACUCCAGCAGUUACAGAUAACAUCUCUAAGGCAACCGUAGAAAAAUACAAAUCACAGGUGGAAAAACUAACAGAGGAUAAUGAAGAGUUGAAAGAAAAGAUGAAACAGGACAAGGAUUUAUGGGAGAAGAAAGAAAUAGAGCUACAAUCUGAGCUGGCCUCAGUGAGGAAGGCUCACGCCGAUCUCAAGUUUGUCCUCGAGUCCUAUCAGAUCCGAACUCAAGUAGAGCAAGACGUCAUAAAGGAGAGACAUUUACAAGUUGUAAAGACAAUAACAACACCUAAGAAAGUGGUGAAAAGACUGAGGAGUAGAGAGAUAUGUGCCCCAUGCUCCAACAACAGCACUCCCACCCUGAAUGACACGAUCCCCUUUGAGGAGAACGAGGGGAUAUUUGAGCAAUCAGAACCUGAGGCCAUGACAGAGGAGUACCAGGAGGGGCUGAUUGAGGAGAUCAAACAGCUACAGGAUCAGAACAGCUCUUUGAAUCAACGUAUAAUGGACAUGGAAACAGAAACUAUACAGCUACGACAACAUAUCUCUAAAGUGGAUCACCAGAAUGCCAAGCUUACAGAGAUUCUUGAAAGAGAGAGGGCUUCAUUAAGUGAGACUACAGAGAAGAUGAGUAAACUCUCUAAAACCUUUAGUCAAGAUUUGGAAGAGGAAAAAAUUAAAUGCCUAACCUUUGAAAGUGAAAAUAGAGAUCUAAAAGUUAUUCUGCGACAAACUGAGAAAGAAUUGGAAGAUUACAAAAUGAGAUGCAGGUCUCAGGAAAGUGCUGUUCAAAGCCAGGCCGGAGAAUUUGAAGAUAAGAUUGGUGCUCUUGGUAUAGAAGUAGAAAAACUCCAAAGAAUAAAUGAAGAAAUAGAGGAAGAAAAUCAAAAUUUGAAGGAAAGGCUGAUUACAGUACAGGAAACUUUAGACUACAGAGAAUGUCAGGUCCAGGACUUAGAGGAGGCCAUAUCUGAUCUACAGAAACAGAAGCAAGAGCUCCAGAUCCAAAUUCAGGAAAAUCUUAAUCAAUCUGACAUCAAUUUAAAAGACAAGAAUAAGUUGUUUCAUGAGCUGGAAACAGCUAGACAUGAACUGAUUUCACUGAAAGAAAAUAUGGAGAAGAGGGACGAAGAGCAGAGAACUCUCACAACAGAAAUUCAACAUUUAGAGAAGAUAAACGCAGAGAACCAGGAAGCAUUAUCAACAUUUAUGAAGAAAAUUGAAGAGAAGAACAUGGAGCUAUCUAAUAUGAAGGAUGCAUUAGACACACAGGUGCAGAAGGGGGAGGAGCUUCAGGGUUAUCUGGAUGAAAAAGAGGGCAGGAUUUGUGAGCUGGAAACUAGGAAUAAUCUACUAGUGAAUGAAAGUGAAAGCAAGGCUGAUAAGAUUUCAACACUGCAAGAAGAACUGGACCAAGCUCAAGAAAACCUCCAUAGUUUUGCAUCAGAACAUGAGAAAAUUGAAAAAGAAAUGGCUACUUUGAAAAAAUUACUGGAGACAAAAGAUAUAGAAUUGGCAGUGCUUCAUGAAGAGAAGUCGAAUCUUGCCAUAGAGCUUUCCUCCACAAAGGCUGAGCAGUGUCGUGAAGUUAUUGCUCAGCAGGCCUGUGUUAUUGAGGACUACAAAGAACAACUCAAUCUACUGAAGAACUCAGAGAUGUCCGUGCACCAGGAAUCUCAGGAAAUAGACAGAUUAAUGAGACACAGUCCCCUGGCACACAGACUGAUUUGCAGAGAGAAGAGAGUACACGAUGUUGACAAAGAAAACCAGUCUCCUCUAAAAAAGUUCAUGUCUCCAGUUCUCAGAUUAAAGGACAUCGAACAAAACAAAAACAGACUCUCUUCAUCAGAAUCCUUAAACAACACAGAGAAUGGAUUGUUUUCUCCAAUAAAAAGAAAGCCCGCACUCUCGGAAGAUCUCGUACAUAGUGAUAGAAGUACUCAGUUGUCAGAAGAUUUUACAGACGAUAGUCAGAUGGAUCUGGACCAAGCUUUUGUAACAGCACACACUAUGCAGGCAUAUGUGUCUAAAACCCAAGAAAAGGAAUCUGAAAGUGUUUGAUAUGAGCUUGUUUGAGAAGAUUGUGAGAAAUUUGAAUGCAUGAUACAUUGUACUUGGUGAGGGCAAUGUUAGGAGGAUUCAAUGUUAACUGCUUUAUUAUAUUAUUACAAGAGAUUUUAGUUAGAAUAUUGUUUUUAUGAUGUAGUUUAUAUACAGUAUAUUAACAUAAUGAAUGCUGUUCUUUAAAAAUGAACAUUGUGAUUGUUUCAUACAGUGCAUAUUGUGCAGUAUCAAUGAAACUUAUGAUGUAAUUUUAAAAACCCAAUGAAUUCACAGGGGUACACCUGAAUAUAUAUCUAAUGCAUAAUUAUAUAUACAAAUAUAUCUUCACAAGAAGUAUGGUAGAAUAAAUAAUGUAAAAGAAA
Saccostrea echinata is the source of this 4115-nucleotide messenger RNA. Its product is annotated as kinesin-like protein KIF15. The transcript is spliced from 31 exons. Bases 16 to 3750 code for a protein of 1244 amino acids. The record is from RefSeq and is a predicted model, not a curated record. NCBI's taxonomy places the organism in Eukaryota, Metazoa, Mollusca, Bivalvia, Ostreida, Ostreidae. Gene Ontology annotation, molecular function: microtubule binding; ATP binding; microtubule motor activity. Gene Ontology annotation, biological process: microtubule-based movement.